AAAUGUGUAUAUAAAAUAGAUUACAUUAGGCAAGGGUGUCAUGGGAUUAGUGUGACAGUGACCUUGUUGCUAAGAGCAAAAGCAAAACAAUGACUUAAAAACAAGUACACUAGGCACUGAGUGGAGGAGAGAGAUGGAGGCAGACGCUACAGGAAAAAAGCUGAUUAAAAAGGGGCCUUUGAUUCCACAGGCACAAAAAUCCACAGCCAGGAAUUUGCUGCCACCUCUGAGUCAGGCAGGGGGUGGGGGUGCACAAUUCCAUUAGUAGAGAAAUGCCCAGUGGAUUUAGUCUGAGAGUCACAUUGCUUAUUUGGACCAGUAUAGACAGAAACAAACCCAGCUCACUUGUUUCCUGGGACAGUUGAGUUAGGGGAUGGCUUUUGCAGAGCAUUCACCGCUGACCCCUCACCGCCGGGACCUCUGUAGCCGCUCUAUCUGGCUAGCAAGGAAGAUUCGUUCAGACCUGACUGCUCUUAUGGAAGCUUAUGUGAAGCAUCAAGGUCUGAACGAGAACAUCAACCUGGACUCUGUGGAUGGUGUGCCAAUGGCAAGCACUGAUCGAUGGAGUGAGCUGACGGAGGCAGAGCGACUCCAAGAGAACCUCCGAGCUUACCGUACCUUCCAUGUUAUGUUGGCCAGGCUGUUAGAAGACCAGCGGGAACAUUUUACUCCAGCUGAAGAUGUUCAUCAAGCAAUACACACCAUUGUCCUCCAAGUCGCUGCCUUUGCUUACCAGCUGGAAGAAUUAAUGGUGCUCCUGGAGCACAAGGUCCCCCCCAGUGAGGCUGAUGGUACGCCCCUCAGCGUUGGAGGUGGUGGUCUCUUUGAGAAGAAGCUGUGGGGCCUGAAGGUGCUGCAAGAGCUUUCACAGUGGACAGUGAGGUCCAUCCGUGACCUUCGAGUCAUCUCCUCUCAUCAGGCUGGGGUCCCAGCACACGGGAGCCAUCAUGUCGCUAAGGACAAGAAAAUGUAGCAGUUACCUCCCUUCUUUCUUAGUUGCCUUCUAUUCUAAUGGAAUAGACAGUUCUCUGAGGCCUCACUUCCCAUUCUUAUUUUUGAAAAAAAGACUGCAAGCAUUUUUGUAACUAGGGUUGGAGACAUGGACAAAUGGGCAUGCAGGUUUAGUGUGAGAGUGUGUGUGCGUUGGGGCCAUGAGAGAGCGAGGGCAGGGACGCCCCCACAGUGCACUAACCUCUCCCUACCCACUAAAUACCCUUUACAGACAUUUAACAGCCGCACAGGAUAAAUAUAUUUUUAACUCUAGUUCUGGAUGACUCGUCUGAGAAGACUUAAAUAGUGAAUUAAAAAUCACAGAGUCUAGCCAGUUCAAACCCUUGGACAAUAAAAAUAGUAACUAAACAUUUA
Molecule: messenger RNA, 1365 nt
Organism: Sus scrofa (pig)
Lineage: Eukaryota; Metazoa; Chordata; Mammalia; Artiodactyla; Suidae
Source: RefSeq, a predicted model, not a curated record